UCUUUUAUAACUUCCCACCCAAAUGAAUAAAAAUUUUAAGAAGAUUAGCCAUCAUCAAGCAUAAAAAAAUACACCGAAAUACUUCUAAAAAGCUUCAAUAGAUGCUCCAGCAGAGAGCGACUCCACAUGACGUGACAAUUUUCGAAAAACCUAAUGUCUUCAAACUUGUAAUCUUAACGCAAACAAUCCCACAGGGAAAAUUGGCUGAAAAAACUUUGAUCAAAUUAUUACAAAGAAUGAGUUCAACUGCAAACUCAAAUAUUAUAGUUUAGCUUUAUGGCUUUGAGUUUGCACAAACAAAGACGGAUUUAAGAAAUAACAAAUGGUGUUAACCUUACAUCAUCAUAAACGUUCAACAUUGGUUUAGUUAUGGAUGUUUUGCGAAUAAAAUUAACUAUAAUUAUAAGUUUAUUAUUUCAAUUAAACAGAGCUGAAGAUAAAGAUGACUUCUACACAAAAUUAUCAAAAAAUGCUGGAACGUGCCAUAUUUAUAAUGGUGAGGAGUGCAACGAAUAUUUGUUUAACAAACAUGUGUAUGUGACCAAUGACGGAUCCAUAGCUUUGCUAGAAAAAAAACUCAAACGUUGGUUUCAACAGACACAAGAAGCAGCCAUAAUUAAUACAGAAUGUUGGGAACAUGCAAAGGCUUAUACUUGCUCUACGUGGUUUCCAGAAUGUAAUCCAAUAACUAACAAACCCACUCAGCGACCUCUUUGCUCAGAACACUGUGACUUUAUGCAGACACAUGUGUGCAAAGGCGAGUUUAAAAGAGUGCGCCACUCACCCUACUAUCAGCUUUUUUUGCCGCUUUGUGAAAAAGUUUCUUUAGUUGACGAUUCGGACGGUUCAAGUUGUUACUUUCUUCCAACAGUUGACUUACGGAAAGGUCCAAUACCUUUUGCCGAAACACAAAAACCCGUAAGGCGUGAAUUAGGAAAAUCCGUAACUCUAAAAUGUAAAUUUGGAAUUCGAAAUUUUGUAUGGAAUAAAGAAAACUCAGCAAUGAUAACAGAAGGAACAUGGUAUAGAGAUCGUCGAAGAGUUGUUGGGAACGAAAGGGUACAAAUGAAAACAAAGCAAAAAGGCGCAUCUCGGCUUUUUAUGAUGCUUAAAAUUAAGCACCUUAUUCAACGAGAUCAAGGACGUUAUACCUGCAUUAUUCGAUUUGGAAAUAUCACUGUCACAUCUGUAGCUAAUUUAAAGAUAAAUUAUUCAAAGGUUCCCAUAGUAAUACCACAUCCAGAAAAUGUAUCUCCGACUCCAGAUGUCUCUUCGGUAACAAAGAAUGAUGUUGGACAAUGUGUAUCGUACAAAGAAGGGAUUUGUGCAAGUUAUUUAAAUCAAGGAAAAACUUUUGUUGCUUUCGAAUCAAACGAUCAAUCGAUUGAAUCGUUGAAUGAGCGUUUAAAAUCUCUUAUAAUGAAACUUCGUCAAAAGUCUUUAAUUUCAAAAAAGUGUGAAGAAUAUAGCCUCGCUGUAAUUUGUUACAACAUGUUUUCACAGUGUCAUAAUGCUACAAAACCUGUUCCAACAUUAUGUAAACAAGACUGUAAUUCAUUCAAAAAGUUUCAUUGCAAAAGAGAGCUUGAAAUAAUAGCGGAAGAGGCGGCGUUUAUAUCAUUGUAUUUACCAGAUUGCGACACACUGCCUGAAAAAAAUCCAUAUUGCAUUCAAGCAUAUUUUACAAAAAAAAAUGGUCUUUCUUUUUCAGAAGACACAGGAAAGUCAUUGAGAAAGAAUGCUAUUCAUAAUCAAGUUCAAGAAAUGCGUUGUUACGAUGAGGAAUCUACGGAUAAUUACUUAGGAACUCUCUCAAUUACUGAGUCUGGAAAACUUUGCGAUAUAUGGAACAAAAAUUCCAAGUACGCUAAUAUCUCGCAUGAUUACUGCAGAAACUUUGGAGAGAGUCAACCAUGGUGCUUUGUUCAAAGUAAGAAACAUUAUUGCAGCAUAAAGCGAUGCAAAGCAGAAGAAUGGCUUGACCCAGUUUGUUAUAAAAGCAAAGAAGUGGGCUACUACGGUAAAGUUUCUAAAACAAAAUCAGGAAAAAAAUGCUUAGAAUGGAAUUCCAUUGCUUCUCUACGUUAUAGCAAUGUGGAACAUUCAUAUUGCCGAAUGUAUGAAGACAUGGAAGUACCUUGGUGUUAUAUUGAUCAACAUACUAAAGAAAUUUGUGACAUACCUCAAUGCACUGACACAGAUACCAAUACGUAUUCUAGCAUUGUUUAUAUUAUACCAAUAUUGGUGGGAAUUUCAGCUAUUAUAUUCUUUGCCAUUCUCGUUUUGUUUUAUUUACGCAAUAAAAAAAUUGUUCGUGAUCGUGGCGUUCUAGCGCAAAUUGCCGAAAAAGAACCGCAGAAUGGGACUUUAUCUUCAACCACUAGCUUUCUCGAUGAACAAAAAACUGCCAUUGAAAGCCCCAAUCCUGCUUCCUUUAAAAAAUCAUCGAUUUCAAAUACUGAUGGCAUAAAGAAAAGUAAGGCGGCAAUAGUAAAAGAAGGAAGCUUACAUAAAUGUAAAAAACUUGGCGAGGGAAGAUUUGGUCAAUUAUGGUAUGGGGAAUACGCUAUCCGUCGAAACAAUACAAUACCCGUACUUAUCAGACAGUUAGCUCCGGAAACUCGAUCAUGUAUUAUAAGUGAGUUUCGAAAAGAAAUGACGUUGCUACGAGAUUUAAAACACGAGCAUGUGCAAUCUGUUGUCUGUGUGUCGGCAAUGAGUGAGCUGCCGUUCAUGGCAUUUGAUUAUAAAAACCAAACAGACUUAAAAGAGUUCUUAAAACUUAAUAAACUGAUAGAUAUCUCGAUUAAAUCGAAUAUAAUAAACCAGCUCGCUUCUGGUGUCGAAUUUUUACAUUCUAAUAAAAUAGUUCAUAAAGACUUAGCAGCUCGUAAUUGCCUAAUAUCGACAGAUGAACUAGUUCAAAUAUCAAAUUCAGGACUAGGUAUUUAUCGAUAUCCUGACGAAUAUAAUAUUUUACCAGGCUUAGGCUUAGCACCAAUGCGAUGGCUUUCUCCAGAAACAUUACUUACAGGAACAUAUAAUGCAAACACCGAUGUAUAUAUGUUUGGUAUUCUUAUGUGGGAAAUAUUUUCUUUAGGGGAAAUUCCUUACGAAGAAUUUACUAACGAUCAUGUACUUUCAUUACUGUCGCAAGGGGGUAGUUUACUGAACCGUCCAAAAAACUGCCCAAACCACUUUUGGUCAGCAAUGACAAACUGUUGGACAACAUCUAAUAUUCAUUUUGAAACUAGCUAGAUGGGAUAGAGACUUGUUUUAACUUUUGAAAUAUAUAUAUUUUUUAAAGGCGAUUUUAAGCCACAAUUAAAAUAGCGAUUUUCUGCUGCAGUUUUUAAAAUAUAAAUAAAUUAUCUGUUUUUUCAGCAAAACAAAAACUAAAUAUUUAUGUAUAUGUAUAUAUAUAGGUACAAUUAUUUUUUAAGAAAAAUAUGAUUUAUCAA
This is a messenger RNA of Hydra vulgaris (swiftwater hydra), 3461 nucleotides long. RefSeq names its product tyrosine-protein kinase transmembrane receptor Ror. Gene Ontology annotation, molecular function: protein binding; ATP binding; transmembrane receptor protein tyrosine kinase activity. Lineage: Eukaryota; Metazoa; Cnidaria; Hydrozoa; Anthoathecata; Hydridae. The record is from RefSeq and is a predicted model, not a curated record. Gene Ontology annotation, biological process: multicellular organism development; cell surface receptor protein tyrosine kinase signaling pathway; protein phosphorylation. Gene Ontology annotation, cellular component: plasma membrane; signaling receptor complex.